This is a messenger RNA of Laetiporus sulphureus 93-53, 677 nucleotides long. RefSeq lists its product as uncharacterized. The coding region runs from base 208 to 570 and encodes 120 amino acids. The transcript has a single exon. The record is from RefSeq and is a predicted model, not a curated record. NCBI's taxonomy places the organism in Eukaryota, Fungi, Basidiomycota, Agaricomycetes, Polyporales, Laetiporaceae.
GGCUGCCCUAUCCUCCAUCUCAGGUAUUCAUUCAUCCAAAGCCGCAUACUACAUCGACAAGCCAGCAUCCGUGAUUCAUUCAUCCGUUCGUUCGUUUACCUCCACCGUAUCGCAUCUCUUCUCCAUACCUCAGCUCAAGCAUGGACCACGUACGCACGCAUACACCCCAUAACAUUAUCAUUGCACGUAGAUAGAUAGACACAUUUCAUGCAUCCAUCAUCGUCGUACUCAAUCGCAUCUGCAUUCCCACUCCCGGACUCGCGUAUUUGCAAUCUCGGUUUUUUUCUCUGCAUGCAUCACAUCACAUCAGCAUCUCCAUCGCCAUCAGGUUCUGUUUUCUUCUUCUAUUCAUUAGACUCUUCUCUUCCUAUUCCAGUUCCUUUGUGUUCUGUGCCCGCCGUUCUGGUCAUUGUGCGACGAUUCUUGUACGUCCUUCUUCCUAUCGGCGUAUCAUCUCAGUUGCGCCGAGUUGCUUGUUCCGUAACAUACAUGGUCAUUGGUCUUUGCAGACCGCGUUUAGUCUCUUACAUCUUCAUCAGACGUAUUUCGUCUUCUCUUCUCCUCUUCUGAGAUCCUUGGGUCUGCAUGCAUGUCUUCAUCGGCAUCGCAUCCACGCAUCUUCCAUCAGUUUAUGUGUUUCGUCCUACCGUGCGUCCCACGUACGGAGUCAUCCCACC